Molecule: messenger RNA, 804 nt
Organism: Penicillium riverlandense
Lineage: Eukaryota; Fungi; Ascomycota; Eurotiomycetes; Eurotiales; Aspergillaceae
Exons: 2
Coding region: 1-804 (267 amino acids)
Source: RefSeq, a predicted model, not a curated record
AUGGUGCGCUACUCCGUCGACCGACUUCUGGCAGCUAUCAUCGCUUCCCAGCCGAGAAUGGCUGCAAGUCUGGACUACAAAGCCAUCGCGAUGUAUUACGGAGAGGGAACUACCUGGGCUGGGCUGGAGUUCAAGUUGCGCAGCUACAAGAGGCUGGCCCAGGAUCUGAAGGACGAAGCCUCUGAACAAGGAGACUGUCAGACUCCGCCGGUCAGAACCCCGCGAGCUCAUGCAUCUCGCUCGGCUCGUCGUUCUGGCAAGUCAACUGCUUCACAAAAGGGGAAGGAGGGCCUCGAAGAAAAAGCGUAUUCUACUCCUCAGCCGACGGAGCAAAAUCCUUCCCCGUCUGCCAAGACCGAGCCAAUCGUUAUCAAAGACGAGUCGGACACCGAGGGCAUCAAGAAGGAGAUUAGAGACGAUGCCGAAGCGACCGUGAUGUUUGAAGAUACCGACACGGAUCUCGAGGUCAUCGGUUCCGAGAUCAAGCGCGAGAAUGACAGGACCAGAGCCUUGCUCAAGAUCAAGAGCCGAGUCCGCCAGCCUAACGAAGACGCUCCCAGCAAGCGUUACAAGCGCCACCACUCGGAUAUUUCCACGAAUCUCCCCAACCUGCUGGGCCCUGAGCGCUCAGGGCGUAUUGAUAGCCAGUCAAAUGGCUAUAUUCUUCCUAAAACUGCUAGCCGCGUUAAUUUCUCCUUCCCUGCUAUCCGCCGUUCAACUGGAAACAUGACGGAGCGGCUGUCUCUGACUGCUUACGCGGAGGAUGGGAACUCGGAGACCCACUAUUCCUUGGAAGAGAUUUGA